Protobothrops mucrosquamatus (brown spotted pit viper) is the source of this 2037-nucleotide messenger RNA. RefSeq names its product potassium voltage-gated channel subfamily B member 1 (gene KCNB1). The transcript has a single exon. Gene Ontology annotation, biological process: potassium ion transmembrane transport. Gene Ontology annotation, cellular component: membrane; voltage-gated potassium channel complex. NCBI's taxonomy places the organism in Eukaryota, Metazoa, Chordata, Lepidosauria, Squamata, Viperidae. Gene Ontology annotation, molecular function: delayed rectifier potassium channel activity. The annotation marks the transcript as partial. The record is from RefSeq and is a predicted model, not a curated record.
AUUUUGGCCAUUAUUUCCAUCAUGUUCAUUGUGCUCUCUACAAUUGCCUUGUCUCUAAACACUCUGCCUGAGCUUCAGGACAAAGAUGAGUAUGAAAAUCCUACAGAUAACCCUCAGCUAGCCCACGUAGAGGCAGUGUGCAUCGCAUGGUUUACAAUGGAAUAUCUCUUGCGUUUCCUCUCUUCUCCUAAGAAAUGGAAAUUUUUCAAAGGACCACUGAAUGCCAUUGAUUUGUUAGCAAUCUUGCCCUAUUAUGUCACCAUCUUCCUCACAGAAUCCAACAAAAGUGUACUUCAGUUCCAAAACGUCCGGAGGGUAGUCCAGAUAUUUCGAAUCAUGCGAAUACUCCGUAUUCUAAAGCUGGCCAGGCAUUCAACUGGUUUGCAAUCUCUGGGAUUUACAUUGAGGAGAAGUUACAAUGAACUUGGAUUACUUAUUUUGUUUUUGGCCAUGGGCAUUAUGAUCUUUUCAAGCUUAGUGUUUUUUGCAGAAAAAGAUGAGGAAGAUACAAAAUUCAAGAGCAUACCAGCAUCGUUCUGGUGGGCAACAAUAACUAUGACAACUGUUGGUUAUGGAGACAUCUACCCUAAAACUCUUUUAGGUAAGAUUGUUGGUGGGUUAUGCUGUAUUGCUGGAGUCUUAGUGAUUGCCCUUCCAAUCCCGAUCAUUGUAAAUAACUUUUCAGAGUUCUACAAAGAACAGAAGAGGCAGGAAAAAGCCAUUAAGCGUAGGGAAGCCCUUGAAAGAGCCAAAAGGAAUGGAAGCAUUGUGUCCAUGAAUAUGAAGGAUGCUUUUGCACGUAGUGUAGAAUUGAUGGACAUAGUUGUUGAAAAGAAAGGAGAAAAUGCAGGCAAAAAAGAUAAAGUUCAGGACAAUCAUUUAUCCCCAAGCAAAUGGAAAUGGGCCAAAAGAUCAAUCUCUGAAACUAGCUCCAAUAAAUCUUUGGAGACAAAGGAACAAGGAUCACCUGAAAAAGCUAGGUCUUCCUCCAGUCCUCAGCACCUGAAUGUUCAGCAACUCGAAGACAUGUACAACAAAAUGACAAAAGCUCAGUCACAGCCAAAUCUCAAUUUAAAGGAGACAGCUCAACCCAGCAAGCAAAAAGAAGAACUAGAAAUGGAGGCCAUUCCUGGCCCAAUGGUCCCUUUGUUGACUACUCGGGCAGAUGGAAUAAUUGACAUGAGAAGCAUGUCAAGCAUUGACAGUUAUAUAAGCUGCAUGACUGAAUUUCCUGAAGCUGGGAGAUAUUCUCAUAGCCCACUGACUACACUGACCAGCAAAGGUGGAAAACUUCCCCUUCAGGACCCAUAUAGGUUGGAAGGAAGUGGGUCCAAAUUCAUGGAAAUAAAACCAAAUCUGGAAAGUGGCCAUUGCUCUACCUUUUUCAUAGAGAGCCCCAAAAGUUCAAUAAAACUCAUUAAUCCUCUAAAACUGAGAUCUCUAAAGGUUAAUUUUAUGGAAGAGGAUGCUAUAGGGCCAGCAGCUUCAAAUGUCCUAAGAAUAUACCCAGAUACCAUCAAGAACAGGGGAGCUACAUGUGCUGCCACAGAUAGCUCUGGAUAUUCUGAUCGAUCUCUAAUGAGUCCAGAAACUUCUAUUUAUACGACUGCAAGUGCUAGAACCCCUACAAAGUCACCUGAGAAACAGACACCGAUUGUUCUUAACUUCCAUGAUGCUGGCAUUCAUAAAUUUAUUGAUGCUGACACAGAUGAUGAAGGUCAGUUGCUCUAUGACUCAAGUCCUCCAAAAGCCCCUUCAGGACAUACUAGCCCCAAAUACAACACUUCUCAGAGAGGCUAUAUAAGGCAACGAGAUAAUGUUAGUAAAACCGAGAAGGACCACUUAGCAACUGCUGCAUUGUCCUCUACACCCAGGUUUUUAGGGCAAAAUUGCCUUUAUUCCAUGGAAAAUAUCACUGGAAGAACCCAUGCUAACCAGGAAACUAUCAAAUUAGAUAAUCAUAUUUCACCUGAGGUUCACAUAUUACCAGGUGGUGGAGGAGGAGGACAUAGUAACAAACAUGAUAAAAAUAUCUGA